Molecule: messenger RNA, 2368 nt
Organism: Glycine soja
Lineage: Eukaryota; Viridiplantae; Streptophyta; Magnoliopsida; Fabales; Fabaceae
Product: L-type lectin-domain containing receptor kinase IX.1-like
Exons: 2
Coding region: 177-2117 (646 amino acids)
Biological process (GO): protein phosphorylation
Cellular component (GO): plasma membrane
Molecular function (GO): carbohydrate binding; ATP binding; protein kinase activity
Source: RefSeq, a predicted model, not a curated record
AGAAAAAUGCCUUAAUAUCAAUAGAAACUUCACCUACACACUACGAAGAAAACCCAAAAAAAGUGUCAAUCAGUGAAACAUCACUCAGUUCUUAUUUAAACAACAAUAUUAAUUCCUCCGUCAAAACAAAUAAAUAUAACCUUUCACAGCUACUGAGAAUACCACUACCUGCAGAGAUGGUGAUCACAAUUUUUCUUCUCGUGUUGGCCAUUCCUUCUCCCCUUAUCAAAACAGCCGAAUCACUAAGUUUCAACAUAACAAACUUCCACGGGGCCAAAAGCAUGGCAUACGAGGGUGAUGGCAAAGUAAACAAAAACGGGUCCAUAGAGCUAAACAUAGUGACCUAUCUUUUCCGGGUUGGAAGAGCCUUUUACAAACAACCUCUGCACCUGUGGGACUCAUCUUCUGGUGUUGUAAACGACUUCUCCACACGCUUCACUUUCACUAUUGCCAGAGCCACCAACGACACCAUUGGUGAUGGUUUCGCCUUCUACUUAGCCCCUCGUGGCUACCGGAUUCCUCCGAACGCAGCCGGUGGAACUUUAGGCCUCUUCAACGCCACCACCAAUGCAUAUAUUCCCCAUAACCAUGUGUUUGCGGUUGAGUUUGACACAUUUAAUAGCACAAUUGACCCUCCCUUUCAGCACGUUGGCGUAGAUGAUAACUCUCUCAAAUCCGUGGCUGCUGCUGAGUUUGACAUUGACAAAAACCUCGGAAACAAAUGUAACGCUUUGAUAAACUAUACUGCUUCCAGCAAGAUCCUCUUUGUGUCUUGGUCCUUUAACAAUUCCAAUUCCACUAAUUCUUCCCUUUCUUACAAGAUUGACCUCAUGGACAUUCUACCUGAGUGGGUGGAUGUUGGCUUCUCCGCUGCCACUGGACAAUAUACCCAACGGAACGUUAUUCACUCGUGGGAAUUCAGUUCAUCCACUGCUUCAAAAAACCACAAUAAUGUUCUGCUGGUUGUUGUGGUAACCUGUUCAACAGUCUUGGUGGUCGUGGUCGUUGUCGUGAGUGUUGCAGCUUGGGUAAUGAUCACAAAAAAGAGAAAGGGUAAGGUAGACAAUGAUAAUAAUGGUGAACGUGGAGCCACCCCGGUUAAGUUUGAUUUGGAUAGGGCAACUUUACCUAGAAGAUUUGAUUACAAAGAACUAGUUGUAGCUACCAAAGGGUUCGCGGAUGAUGCAAGGCUUGGACGAGGUAGCUCGGGACAGGUUUACAAAGGGGUUCUGAGUGAUUUAGGAAGGGUUAUUGCUGUGAAAAGGAUUUUCACUAGCUUUGAAAAUUCAGAGAGAGUUUUCAUCAAUGAAGUUAGGAUCAUAAGCCGUCUUAUACACAGAAACCUGGUGCAGUUCAUCGGGUGGUGCCACGAGCAAGGGGAGUUUCUGUUGGUUUUUGAGUUCAUGCCUAAUGGAAGCCUCGACACCCAUCUCUUCGGGGAGAAAAAAACUUUGGCCUGGGAUAUUAGGUACAAGGUAGCACUAGGGGUGGUUUUGGCCCUUCGUUAUCUUCAUGAGGAUGCAGAGCAAAGUGUUCUUCAUAGGGAUAUUAAGUCAGCUAAUGUGUUAUUGGACAUGGAUUUUAGCACCAAGCUUGGCGAUUUUGGGAUGGCAAAGUUGGUGGAUCCAAGGUUGAGAACUCAGAGGACAGGGGUAGUGGGGACUUAUGGGUACCUUGCACCAGAAUAUAUCAAUGGAGGUAGGGCAAGCAAGGAAUCAGACAUUUAUAGCUUUGGGGUUGUGGCUCUUGAAAUUGCAUGUGGGAGAAGGAUUUAUCAAGACGGGGAGUUUCAUGUACCUCUCGUGAAUUGGGUGUGGCAAUUAUAUGUGGAAGGGAAUGUUCUAGGUGCUGUUGAUGAGAGAUUGAACAAUGAGUUUGAGGUGGAUGAAAUAACAAGAUUGAUUGUUAUGGGGUUGUGGUGUACUAACCCAAACGACAAAGAAAGGCCCAAGGCUGCACAAGUAAUAAAAGUUCUUCAGCUUGAAGCGCCAUUGCCUGUGCUUCCGCUUGAUAUGCAUAACGCUUAUCCUCCUUCUCUAGUUACCCAUGGGCAACCCACCUACAAUUCCUCAUGUUCAGUACCCUUCACUAAUAGCUUCGUCAGUGUUGGACGCUAAUUUCCUGAGCAAGGCAGAAAAAACAAUCUGUUUCGGGCAGCAGGCUUAUGAUGUAGUGUGCUUCAUAUGUUAAUUUAGUUUAGUCUUAUGAUUUUCAUUACUUUUGUGGUGAAAUGUUUAAUUAAUGGCUUGUUAUAUAUAGGUAAGUGUCCAGAAAUAAUCUCUUUGCAUAUGUAAGGGUUAGUUAGGCUAGCUACCAAUGACCAUUCGUCAUAUAUUUGCAAAGUAAGAAGCCUUGUUUGAUCAUGGUA